AUGUGCAGGAAUUCAUCGAAACUUGGCGUUCAUAUAUCGCGUGUUAAGUCUGUCAAUUUAGAUACAUGGAGUCCCGAACAAGUCGUUUGUCUUCAACAAAUGGGUAAUUCACGAGCUCGUGCUGUGUACGAAGCCUUAUUGUCUGAUAAUUUCCGUCGUCCUCAAACUGAUUCUGGAUUAGAGAACUUUAUUAGAGCUAAAUAUGAACAGAAGAAAUAUAUAGCUAGAGAAUGGAUUCCUCCGCCGUUUCCACCAAAAGUUGAUUGGGAUAAAGAAAUUGAGGAGGAGCUUGAGAAUCAGAAACGCAAGAAGAAGUCAACACCAUCGACAUCAUCAUUACCAGAACCGACUGCAAAAACAACGACUAUAAGUAUCACAAAUAAUAUAAUUCCAGCUCCAUUACCAAAACCACAUUCACCGAAGAACUCGAGAUCGGAUGCAAAAAAAGUCGUUCCAAAUAUUCCACCAAUUACGGCUGCAGCAGUAUCAACAGCAUCGACUGACUUACUUGGACUUGAUACAUCGUCUAUUAACCAAACGAAUCAGACUGCACCAGUUACGACUUUACCUGCCGUACAGCAGAAAACUGAAAAUUCAAUUAGUGACACAUUUGACUUUUUCUCCGACUCAACAGUGUCGCAACCAUCUCAAGUACAGACUAAUGUUGCAAAAAAUGGCAAUAAUGAUUCAUUAAAACAGGAAGAAGAUGAUUUCUUUAAUCAAAAGUCAACAAUAGAGAAUGGUGCUGAAAAGGGUAAAUUGACUAAAGAUAAUAUUUUGGCACUCUAUGGAAAUAGCUCGUCGUCGCCAUUCCAAGCACCAACAUUUAAUGCCAAUUUUCAACAAGCACCACAGCCUGUGCAACAGCCACAAGAUGCAUUCUUUAAUUUUGGACAGCAAGUACCAUCAACUUUUAAGACACAAAUUCCACCUCAACAACCAUUCAUUCCCGUUGUGGGUCCGGCAACGACAAUGAUGGGAAAUUUUAAUACAAAUGGAAAUUAUGGAAACUUUAAUAGUUUUGGCACAAUGCAGUCGCAGCAGAUUAAUCGAUUGAAUGAAGAAAAUAUCAGAAAAAUUGAAAGUCUCAAUUUUAACAACUUUAAGUAA
Molecule: messenger RNA, 1110 nt
Organism: Chironomus riparius
Lineage: Eukaryota; Metazoa; Arthropoda; Insecta; Diptera; Chironomidae
Source: the annotation of a GenBank genome assembly